Nezara viridula (southern green stink bug) is the source of this 258-nucleotide messenger RNA. Lineage: Eukaryota; Metazoa; Arthropoda; Insecta; Hemiptera; Pentatomidae. The record is from the annotation of a GenBank genome assembly.
AUGUCGCCCAAAGGACGGAAUUCUUGCCAGGUUCCUGAACACUUCUUAUCUCACCCGGAUAUCUCCAGAGGUAUGAAGAUCCUUGGCACUGUUGGAACGAGUUGUGAAGAGGCUCACACGAUUCGACUCGAGGACGAUCUACUUACGGCCCAUCAAGACCUCUCUGAGUGCCCAGUUCCGAUUGGUUCAACCGUCCCAGCCCUCCCUAAACUGACCAAUCAGCGCACUCGAUGCAUGUACUCGUGGCGCAGCGCGUGA